Messenger RNA from Camelina sativa (false flax), 711 nucleotides. The record is from RefSeq and is a predicted model, not a curated record. Lineage: Eukaryota; Viridiplantae; Streptophyta; Magnoliopsida; Brassicales; Brassicaceae.
AUGGCGGCGAAGAGCAACACGGACCCCGUAAAAGCAGGGAUUAGGGUUGCAAUUGGUGACAGGAAGGAGAAUGCGCUGUUUAGGACUACGGGACUGCUACACAACGACCACAUGGCUUCUAUGGUUCGAGAAACUAGGCCGAGAGGAGCUUUCUAUCCUCGUCAAACCAAAGCAGCUAAGAAAGAGUUUUGCGUUAUUUGUUUCGAAGACAUUGAUUCUGAACUUAUUAUGUUUCCAGCUGAUGAAUGUGGUCACUCGUUUUGCUCUACUUGUGUUAAAAAAUAUAUAGAGGUGAAGCUGCUUGCUGGAAGGAUACCGAAUUGUCUUGGCCUUCGGUGCACGUCUAUGCUGUCUAUUGAUAGAUGCCGCAAUCUUUUGACUCCAAAGCUGAAUUGUAUGUGGAGACAGAGGAUUAUAGAGCAUUCCGCAGACAGAGUUUAUUGUCCUUACCAAACGAAGUGCUUCAAAUGCGGUGGCUCCUUCUGCCUCCACUGCAUGGUUCCAUGGCAUAGUUCGCUAUCGUGCACCGAUUACAAGAAGUUGCAUCCUAAUCCUCUAAAUGAGGAGGAUACAAAGCUAAUGUCUUUGGCAAAUCUUGAAGGGUGGCGUCAAUGCGGCAGGUAUUGCUGCAUAACAUACAAUUUCAUGCUUUCUCGUUUAGGUGCGGAUAUGCUUUUUGCUACACGUGUGGAGCCGAUUGGUACAGAAUGA